UCACUUUGUUCGGGUGUCUAGUAGCCAACAUAACGGUGGUAAGCGCCGAACCUCUCACAGGUGUUGGCUGUCGGAGCCUAUUUUCUACGGAAAGCGUUUUUUUUUGUUGCUCCACUUUGAGGGAAAAUUUCAUCCAUGUCCAGUGGUGUGCGGAUCUCUCAAAUUCGCUCUCACGUGUGCUCGUUUCGCUUGGAGUUGGGCUGUCCACGGUAUUUCUCUGCACCGGAUCGUGACUCAGUAACACACCAGUUGCCCGUGGCCAAACUGUGGAGGAUUUGAAACGGUGUAGCAUUCAUUGAACUUUUCGAGCAGCAAUCCGCAACAUCAUUCCAGAAGGGAGUAUUGCAAGGCAUUAACGCUGUGUUUCCGUUGUCGGAAAAGGAAUAGACAACGGAUUGUAGCUUAAGUGAAUCACUAGAUUUAACACGUGUAUUCCGAUGACCCCAAAGAGGAUAAGUGUAUACUGCGCGUGAUCCCGUUGAAAGAUGUAAAUUAUUGUUGCAAUCGACACGUUGAAAGAGAAAAAACCCAAUCGGAGUGUGCUGUGAAUCGGUGAUGGUAUUUUUUCUGAUUAUCAAAAAAAAAUGUGAUGUUUGUUCGGUUUGAAAUAGAAAAAUCUAUUGUUCUAUAGUUCGUAUUUUCCGCCAAUCAAGCGCUUAUCAAAUUCAAGUGUACAUAAAAUUCUUUAGUUUAUCUUGCCGCUUGGAAAGACUUCGGGUUUGUGUGUUUUCAUAGCGCUGUUAUCAGUAAAGUAUUGGUGAAAGAUAAAAAUACAGGCUCGCAAUUAACGUCUUGUUUGUUUUCACCGUUGUGCUGGAGAAAGAAAGCUUCAAUUCACAAAAGUCACUGCUGUGCGCUGUCCAGUUGAUGAUGAGGUGUUCGAUAUUAUUAUCUGGUUGAAUUUAACUUCGAGUGCAAAUGAAUUAAAAUUAAAGAAAAGAGUGUUACUAAGAGGAAAUAUAGAUCCAGUUAUUUUGAAUCUCCCGCAAGCUAAUUCAAGCUACCUCCGAUCUCAAUCGGUUCAAUUCCUUCCUGACAUCUAGGCACGUAUAGCGGUCGAGUCAAAUGCCUUUGUUCAACAAGAAGAGUGCAAAAAUCUCCAACCCAGCCCCUCCUUUAACCAAAGACCCAAACCAUCCUAAUCCACACCAUUUGGGUCAUCAUCAUCACUACGAGAACAACAACAGCCACACCAACGGGAAGAUCACAGCGGCCACAAUGCCUACGGCACCACAAAUUGACGAUCUGAAUGGCAGUAACGAGAAUAGCGUGACCAAGCCACAGCUCGUGUUCAAUUGUCAGCUAGCCCACGGUAGUCCGACCGGAUUCAUCACGGGUUUCGCCAGCGUCAAGGAACUGUACCAGAAGAUUGCCGAAUGUUACGACAUUUCGAUGGAUGAGAUUAUUUUCUGCACCCUUAACUCGCAUAAGGUUGACAUGAGCAACCUGUUGGGUGGUCAAAUCGGGUUAAACGAUUUCAUCUUCGCACACAGAAAAGGCCGACCGAAGGAGGUGGAAAUCGUGAAGUCGGAAGAUGCUCUUGGACUCACCAUUACCGAUAACGGUGCCGGAUAUGCUUUCAUCAAACGAAUCAAAACCGGAAGUGUCAUUGAUCGAAUUCAACACAUACAGGUUGGUGAUCACAUCGAGAAGUUGGACGGUUGCAACGUAGUCGGCAAGCGACACUACGAAGUUGCUCGCAUGCUCAAGGAUAUUCCGACUGGUGCAACGUUCACGAUUCGGCUUAUUGAACCGAUGAAGAGUGGCUUCCAAGGUAUCGCACCACGCAAGGGUGCCGCCAAACAGUCGAAGCAAGGUUACGGCAGUGGCAAGGAAACGCUUAGGUUUAAGGCCAACGGUAAUGCAACCAUUGAAGACGAGCACGACGACGCUACUCAGUGUGGAAUAGAUGCCAUCAACACUUUACUAGAUUCGUUUAUGGGAAUCAACGAUACAGAACUAGCUACUCAAAUCUGGGACUUAGGAAGCAAUAAGAUCAACUCCAUGGAUUUUGCCGAAGCGAUCGAUGCAUCUGAUCUGGAAGCGUUUGGUUUUACCGACGACUUCAUCAUUGAAUUGUGGGGCGCUAUCACGGACGCACGGCAGGGACGUCACAGAAGAUGAAUCGAGUAUCGUUAUAAAAUCUUCCGUACGAAACCACAGACGCAAGAAUAGCUAUAGCAAUCCGGGAAACACUUGCGGUUCUGCUCAUGAUUCAAACAACUUUAUUUAUCAUUAUAUACCUAUUCUUAUCCUAAAACUCGCAAGUGUUUCCAUUGCGAUAACAGCAUUUAUAUUGAACGAAGAACAACAAAAACAGCUGUGUUUGAUACUAUUCGAGGCAAACAGAAUUUCAAGGUGAAACAAUACUUAUGAUUGAUAGUUUUUAGACGAGAAGCAAGAGGGGGAGAAAUCAAGAGAGUAUAUUUGCAGAAGUGAUAUAAACAAUUUUAAAUAUUUAAAUCUUAUUUCAAUCAAAAUCGUGUUUAGAGAGAACGAAAUCGAACAAUGUUACGCAUCAGAAGUCAAAUGAGUCAAAUGAAAGUAAAUUAACGAAAUGAUUUUAGUACGCUACAGACGCAUUAUCAAAUAUACAAAUACUUCCGCGAACAGAAUAGUAUGAAGUAUAAAAUUGAUAAAAAUAA
Toxorhynchites rutilus septentrionalis is the source of this 2645-nucleotide messenger RNA. It is a transcript of the gene kermit, whose product is annotated as PDZ domain-containing protein GIPC3. The record is from RefSeq and is a predicted model, not a curated record. Gene Ontology annotation, molecular function: protein binding. Lineage: Eukaryota; Metazoa; Arthropoda; Insecta; Diptera; Culicidae. Bases 1066 to 2124 code for a protein of 352 amino acids. The transcript is spliced from 5 exons.